AAGUAAACUUCAGUUCUGUACUCUCCCGACACUGUCAUACAGUCCCCUUAAAGUGGAUAUUAAAAGCCUUGUGGCUGUGCUGCGCAUUUGAUUCCGGUUGGCUUGGGAUACCUGCGUUCAGCUCUCCUUAGUCCUUCCGUUCGACCCACAAUCCCUAGUGGUUGCAGGUGUUGCUUUUUUUCCUGGUUCCUUCUUUCCCUCCAGGCACCCCACCCCCACCUCCCACCCCCGGCCGGCCUCCGGGAAGAAAGAAAACACAGCGUGAAGUCUACUCGAAGCACUGACCCUCAGCUCCCACGGGUUGCCACAGAGCUGCAAACGUGCCGCCGCUCCACUCAGGUAAACUUCGGAAUGAGUUACCUGCACUUGGAGAAGGGCCUUACCUGAGCGCGCCUCUGCCAAUGGCAGCUCACCUGAGGGAGCUCCGCAGCCAAUCACCGCGCAGCUCGUCCCUCGGGCUUGUACCCUUUAGUGAAAGAAUUCAGCUCCUUGCGAGAAAGUUACCUGUGGCCGCCCAAGUCCGCCACUUUCCGCUCUGUGGCUGCCCAUUGCCACCAUCCAGGAGGACUCCGCGCCGCCCGGCCGCCUCCGAGCUCGGGCCCCAUGUGAGGGGCCCCCCCUUAUCCCACCUUUCCGGCUAGGUGAGGGCGCGAGCGGGCGAGCGAGCGAGAGUGGUGAGGGGGGACGGAAAAGCAGAAUUACCUGUAGCUCUUGUUCUGCCAUCUCGGGCGCUCUCACACACCUUCACCUGCACAGACUUGAAAGUCCAGUUUCACCAGAGGCUGAGGCUCCAGGAAAAGGGGAGCGAGUUCAUUGGAUCAAACAUGUCACAAGAGUCGGACAAUAAUAAACGACUGGUGGCCUUAGUGCCGAUGCCCAGUGACCCUCCAUUCAAUACUCGAAGAGCCUACACCAGUGAAGAUGAAGCCUGGAAGUCGUAUCUGGAGAAUCCCCUGACGGCGGCCACGAAGGCGAUGAUGAGCAUUAAUGGUGACGAGGACAGUGCUGCUGCCCUUGGCCUGCUGUAUGACUACUACAAGGUUCCUCGAGACAAGAGGCUGCUGUCUGUAAGCAAAGCAAAUGACAGCCAAGACGACCAGGAUAAAAGAAACUGUCUUGGCACCAGCGAAGCCCAGAGUAAUUUGAGCGGAGGAGAAAACCGAGUGCAGGUCCUAAAGACUGUUCCCGUGAACCUUUCCCUAAAUCAAGACCACCUGGAGAAUUCAAAACGGGAACAGUACAGCACGAAUGUCCCCGAGAGCGCAGCUGUCGUCCCUGUGUCGGGAAUCACGGUGGUGAAAGCUGAAGACUUCACACCGGUCUUCAUGGCCCCGCCGGUGCACUAUCCCCGGGGAGACGGUGAGGAGCAGCGCGUGGUUAUCUUUGAACAGACUCAGUAUGGCGUGCCCUCCAUGGCGGGCCAUAGCACCUACCUCAAGGAUGACCAGCGCAGCACCCCGGACAGCACCUACAGCGAGAGCUUCAAGGACGGAGCCGCAGAGAAAUUUCGGAGUGCUUCAGUUGGCGCUGAGGAGUACAUGUAUGACCAGACAUCAAGUGGCACGUUUCAGUACACCCUGGAAGCCACCAAAUCUCUCCGUCAGAAGCAGGGGGAGGGCCCCAUGACCUACCUCAACAAAGGACAGUUCUAUGCCAUAACGCUUAGCGAGACCGGAGACAACAAAUGCUUCCGACACCCGAUCAGCAAAGUCAGGAGCGUGGUGAUGGUGGUCUUCAGCGAAGACAAAAACCGGGAUGAACAGCUGAAAUACUGGAAGUACUGGCACUCGCGGCAGCACACAGCAAAGCAGAGGGUCCUCGACAUCGCCGAUUACAAGGAGAGCUUUAAUACAAUUGGAAACAUCGAAGAGAUUGCAUAUAAUGCUGUUUCCUUCACCUGGGAUGUGAAUGAAGAGGCGAAGAUUUUCAUCACCGUGAAUUGCCUGAGUACAGAUUUCUCCUCCCAAAAAGGGGUGAAAGGACUUCCUCUAAUGAUUCAGAUUGAUACAUACAGUUAUAAUAAUCGUAGCAAUAAACCCAUUCAUAGAGCUUAUUGCCAGAUCAAGGUCUUCUGUGACAAAGGAGCAGAAAGAAAAAUCCGAGAUGAAGAGAGGAAGCAGAACAGGAAGAAGGGGAAAGGCCAGGCCUCCCAAACUCAGUGCAACAACUCCUCUGAUGGGAAGUUGGCGGCGAUACCUUUACAGAAGAAGAGUGACAUCACUUACUUCAAGACGAUGCCUGAUCUGCACUCGCAGCCGGUCCUCUUCAUACCUGAUGUUCACUUUGCAAACCUGCAGAGGACAGGACAGGUCUAUUACAACACGGAUGAUGAACGAGAAGGCAGCAGUGUCCUUGUUAAACGGAUGUUCAGGCCCAUGGAAGAGGAGUUUGGUCCAGCACCUUCUAAGCAGAUGAAAGAAGAAGGGAUGAAGCGAGUGCUUUUGUACGUGAGGAAGGAGACUGACGAUGUGUUUGAUGCUUUGAUGUUGAAAUCUCCCACGGUGAAGGGCCUGAUGGAAGCGAUAUCUGAGAAAUACGGGCUGCCUGUGGAGAAGAUAGCAAAGCUUUACAAGAAAAGCAAAAAAGGCAUCUUGGUGAACAUGGAUGACAACAUCAUUGAGCACUACUCGAAUGAAGACACCUUCAUCCUCAACAUGGAGAGCAUGGUGGAAGGUUUCAAGAUCACACUCAUGGAAAUCUGAGUACUGGUCUCAGCAUCCCCUUGGCAGGAGCCCUCAGUGCAUUUCUCCCCGAGAGAGAUGGAGGCCCCAGAACCCGCAGACCCCCCUCCCCCCAUCGCACACCUGCUGUUACACGACCGCGCUGGGGAGCGGGGCCGGCCACAAAGCCCCGUUCCUUGUCAGUGUGUUUGGCUCAUCUACCAGCUCCUUCUGUGGAACUGAAGCCGAGCCCCUUGGGAAGGGGCCUUGCACCUGUCAGAUCCUUAUUUAUUGUCCACCUUUCUCCAGAGCCUGGGGUCCAGGCCCGCCAGGGCUCUGCAGGUCACUGCUGGCUCCAGAUGACACCGUCCAGAGCCCUCCCCUUCAGGGGAGACACGCCAAUCCAUUCAUCCUGAAGAACUCGGGAAGUCUUGUCCCUUCUAUCUCACCUUUCCACUUCUCCUGAGUGGAUGGACAAAACGAGCUGCUUCUCGGCGCAGUCAUCAGAGGUGGGGUGAGAGGUGGAUGCCCCUUUACUGGUCAAAAUCCUUCAGGUUGCUCUGGGGAGGGUCAUCUUGCUAAAUACCUCCAGGGUUCCUAGCGAGUGGCCACCAGGCCUUGUACGGGAAGACAUUCAGCUACCAUGUAAUUAGUAAGGAAGGCAGAAGGUGUGUCUGGCGAUCAUGUACAUAGUGUUUAUAAUAUUGCAAUAAUAUAUUUUACCUGUGGUAUGUGGGCAUGUUUACUGCCACUGGCCUGCUGGAGGCACGUACCUGAGGACUCUGCUUUCUACAAGAGGUUUCUGCCUCUGUGCUGUUCAGGAGGUGAGCUGGGUUAGGGAUGUUGUUUUUGGGGUGUCAGGUGACUGCAGUGGGGGCCAAGAUGGACGUUCCAGUGGGCGUGCCCGGGGUCUGGUUCCCUGUCCACAGAGGCAACCCUAUUCCCUCUCCAGGGUACGACCACCCUGGACGCCACCGUGUUCAUCUAUCUCCUGGUGAUGUGCUUUGCUUGACUCUCCUUCUCAGAUUAUCUGAGGACCCAGCUUCUCCAGCUUUGGUGUCAGCACUGCCCGAGCUUUCUGGAAAAACUGCAGGGGGUUUGCCCUCAGGGCCCUGUUGCUGGGCCACUGCAGAACUCGUGGCUAUCAUGUGGCUCCUGGCCACUGUGUAGUGCCUCACAGUUUACAAGCAUGUCCUUCAUCUCAAGUGGUCCCCUUAAAGCCCAGCUGCAGUUCUGAGAGCAGCGCCAGCAGCUCAGCUCUGAAUCCACAGGCAGACUGCCUCCUGGGCCUCGGCCGGAGAGGAAGAGAUCAGUUGCCUCUGCUCCAGACUGCUGGAUUUGGAGGGAGGGUAGGAGUGAGAAUGCCCC
Molecule: messenger RNA, 4028 nt
Organism: Ceratotherium simum simum (southern white rhinoceros)
Lineage: Eukaryota; Metazoa; Chordata; Mammalia; Perissodactyla; Rhinocerotidae
Source: RefSeq, a predicted model, not a curated record